This is a messenger RNA of Orbilia oligospora ATCC 24927, 1992 nucleotides long. RefSeq lists its product as uncharacterized. NCBI's taxonomy places the organism in Eukaryota, Fungi, Ascomycota, Orbiliomycetes, Orbiliales, Orbiliaceae. Gene Ontology annotation, molecular function: signal recognition particle binding; GTPase activity; ATP hydrolysis activity. Gene Ontology annotation, biological process: SRP-dependent cotranslational protein targeting to membrane. The coding region runs from base 1 to 1992 and encodes 663 amino acids. Gene Ontology annotation, cellular component: endoplasmic reticulum membrane; signal recognition particle receptor complex. The transcript has 4 exons. The record is from RefSeq and is a predicted model, not a curated record.
AUGCUGGAUCUCUUUGAGGUCAUCACCACCUCGGGUGUCGUCCUUUGGUCAAAGUCUUACGCUCCUGUAAAACCUUCCAUCAUCAACAGCCUCAUAUCUGAUGUCUUCAUUGAAGAGCGAAACCAGCCCGGCAGCGAUGGCAAAUGGUUUAAGAAGGACUCGUAUACGUUAAAAUGGACCCUAGCGGCUGAUGUUGGCCUCGUUUUUGUCGCUGUUUACCAGAGCCUCAUUCACCUUACGUGGAUUGAUGAACUUUUGGACCAGGUUAAGAAGCUGUUCGUAGCAUUGUAUGGAGAAAAAAUCAAGGCUAGCACCGGUACAAAGAUCCAAUGCCAUUUCGAUCAAUAUUUCGAAGCAAGCCUUCGUUCCUUGGAACGUCAGGCAGGAGGGGCAGCAACAACUCGACCGACAAACGUUAGCACAGAUGACCCAAGUAGUGAUGGAAACGGAGGAGGGUUCUCAGAUGGUGACGAAUGGUCGUCGCCUCCUCCUAUGCCCGGUGUUAACAAUACUGGAAUCUCGGAUUUUCAGCACCGGACACCAUACUCCUCAGAAAAACCCAACCCUCUCAUCGAAGUCACACCGUCUGCAACGUCCGCACCAGUCUCCCCGGCAACUAUGGCACAAGCAUUACUUCAAGCUUCAGGACGGCGUCCUGGCCGCCCCCGCAGGAACCGAAAAUCCGCCGGGCCCAGCAGCGCAUCUUCUACUCAUGCAUCUUCAGGUGAAGAGAGGUCUCCAGCGAGGCUUAGCAAUAAACCAAAACGUGGCAAAGAAAUGCGGAUUUGGGGAGAAGAUGGAAUAGCGGCCGAAGCUAAUGAUGAACGGAAACUUGAUUACUCGGCCGGGAUCAGUACGGACGAUGAGCAGGACACCUUGCGGCCAAAACCCGAAGCUAUUGACCAAGAUACUUGGGGAACUAGAACCAACAAAGGCGAUUUCUUGCUUAAGGAUCUGGAUUAUGAGAUUGAUGGUAUCUUAAAACAGGCAAACAGCGCUGAGAACAACGAAGAAACUAAUAGGAAAGGCCCUGGAGGCAUUGCUAGUGGAUUGGUGGGAGGCGCUAUGGGGUACUUGAGAAAUUUCGUGGGAGGCAAGACCCUCACUAGAGAAGAUACUGAGAAGGCGAUUUCGGGUGUCAUGACACACCUGUUGGAGAAAAACGUUGCAAGAGAAGCUGCGGUUCAGAUUUGUGACAGCGUGCAGACGAGCCUAGUCGGUCAGAAGACAGGGAGCUUCCAGAGUAUUGAAAGUCUUGUCAAACUUGCUAUGGAAGACGCUUUGAGGAAAAUCUUGACCCCGACAACAUCCUUAGACCUGCUCAGAGAGAUCGGACAGGUCCGCGAGACCGAAGAGCGCCCUUAUGUCAUUUCGGUCGUCGGGGUGAAUGGAGUAGGAAAAUCAACAAACCUAUCCAAAAUAAGCUUUUUCCUGCUACAAAAUAAAUUGAAAGUUCUCAUUGCUGCAUGCGACACAUUUCGAUCUGGAGCAGUAGAGCAACUUCGUGUCCAUGCUCGAAAUCUAAAGGAAUUAUCGGAAAGAGAAGGAGGGGUUGUGGAGCUGUAUGAGAAAGGUUACGGAAAAGAUGCUGCUAAUAUUGCUAAAGAUGCGGUUUCUUACGCAGGGACAAAUGGCUUCGACGUUGUCCUGAUUGACACCGCCGGCCGCCGCCAUAAUGACCAACGUUUGAUGUCUUCACUAGAGAAAUUCGCGAAAUUUGCCAAUCCAGAUAAGAUCUUGAUGGUGGGGGAGGCCCUGGUUGGAUCGGAUAGCGUUCAGCAAGCCCGGAAUUUCAAUGCAGCAUUUGGGAAGGAAAGGAAGUUGGAUGGGUUUAUCAUUAGUAAAUGCGACACAGUCGGGGACAUGGUUGGGACACUGAUAAGCAUGGUUUUCGCGACUGGGAUUCCAGUGGUAUUUUUGGGAGUUGGCCAGAACUACACCGACCUUCGAACGUUGAACGUCAAGUGGGCGGUGGGAUUGUUGAUGAGCUAG